AUGUUCCUGACCGUGAUAGAUAAUAAAGAAAUGCGAAACAGCUGCAGGCCGUUUACAAAGAUGAUUCCAGCGAUUCUGAAUGGUAUGAUCCCUACUGCUGUUCGGAAGAAGAGUGAUAAACAAUUCAUUGCACAAAGGUUGAAAAGCAAAAGCGUUCCACGUAAUGACAAUCCCGGAGACUGUGGGUUAAGUGAUGAAAUCAUUCAAGAUGUUCGACGGAAGCUUGCUGCUCAGAUUUAUGAUGUCGUUGGAGAACCUCAGAUCACUGAUUUAUUCCCUGCUCCACCAAAGUAA
Eruca vesicaria subsp. sativa (arugula) is the source of this 294-nucleotide messenger RNA. Lineage: Eukaryota; Viridiplantae; Streptophyta; Magnoliopsida; Brassicales; Brassicaceae. The record is from the annotation of a GenBank genome assembly.